AGAAACCAAGAAGUCCAAGGAGAAUGAAAAUUCACCAUGGAUAUCUGUAUUGCUUGGUUUCAUUACCUUUCCGACUUUCACAACAAACACCAUGGAUGUAUUUGGGAUCUUUAUCUCUCCAUUCGUACAAGCUAUGGUUGAUAAAUUGUCCUCUUUUUUUAGCAACUUAGUGAGCACAGCGGACGUUGGCACGAGCAUCCAGAAUUUGAAGAAGGCAUUAGAGGAUUUAGAGACUCUGUUGGCUGAUGCGGAGAACAAACAGAUAUACCACAAGGACAUCAAAAAGUGGCUUGAAGAGGUUUACCGUUUGGCUUACGAUGCAGAUGACAUAUUGGAUGAUUUUGCCACUGACAAUCUCGAAAAGAAGCUAAUGGCUGAGGAGACGACGAUCGAAAGAAGACCAGCAAAGUUCCCACGCCUCUCUAAUAUUGUUCCAUUCAAUUUAAAAAAUGCGUCAAAUCUAAUUGAGAUCACCAGUCAAUUACAAGAAGUUGCUACGAAAGGAAAAGAACUUGGUUUAGAUAAAAGAUUUGUUGGAAAGAUGCCUACAGAUUUAUGGCAGAGAUCACAAACUACAUGUUUGAAGGAGCCUCACAUUCAUGGCAGAGAUGAAGACAUCAAGCAAAUUAUCGGAUUGCUACUUGGGGAUGCACCUAUUGCAAAAAAGUUUGAUGUAAUUCCUAUUGUAGGCAUGGGUGGGAUCGGCAAGACUACACUAGCUCAGCACAUUUAUGAUCACGACAAAGUGGAAAAGCAUUUCAAUAUGAAAGCAUGGGUUUGUGUUUCUGUUGACUUCGACAUUCUGGGAACAACAAAGGCAAUUCUGGAGUCAUUCACUCACCGUCCAUGUGAUUUGGGCAAGUUAAAUGAGGUUCAAGUCCAACUAAGAGACACACUGGCAGAAAAAAAGUUUUUGCUUGUCCUAGAUGAUGUGUGGCACUAUGGACAUGAUGGGUGGAAUUCGCUACGAUUGCCAUUUGGAGCCGGAGCACCUGGAAGUAAAAUCAUUGUGACAACGCGAGAAGGAGGUGUUGUAAAGCAGAUGGGUAUGGAUGAAUAUUUCAAUUUGAAAAACUUAUCAUAUGAUGAUUGUUGGUCAAUCUUUGCCGAACAUGCAUUUGAGAAUAGAAAUAUCAUGGAUUGCCCAGAAUUGGUAUCAAUUGGUAAGAAAAUUGUUGAGAACAGGUGCAAAGGCUUACCCUUGGCAGCGAGGGCCCUUGGCAGCUUAUUAUGCUGUAAACAAGGAAAACAUGAAUGGAAAGAGAUACUAAAUAGCAAUAUAUGGAAUGAGGAAAGUGGCAUUCUUACAGCAUUGAAAUUGAGCUACCUUCAUCUCCCUGUCCAUUUGAAGAGGUGCUUUUCCUAUUGUGCAAUUAUCCCAAAGGACUACGAAUUCAUGGAGGAGGAAUUAGUCUUGCUAUGGAUGGCUGAAGGUUUAAUUGAGCAACCAAAAGGUGGAGACCAAAUGGAAGAUUUAGGCCGCAAGUAUUUUCACGAAUUGGUGUCAAGAUCAUUUUUUCAGCCGUCAAGUGGUAACAAAUCGCAAUUCAUAAUGCAUGACCUCAUCAAUGAUUUGGCUCAAGAUGUUGCAGGGGACAAAUAUUUUAGGUUGGAAAAUAAUUUAGAGGGUGGCAGGCAGAACAAGAUUUCGGACAAAGCACGCCAUGUAUCUUAUGUUGCUAGCCAUUACGAUGGAAUCAAAAAAUUUAAAGCUUUCGAUGAUGCCAAAUGCUUACGAACAUUCUUAGAAUUUUUGCCACAACAACAAUUUCACUGCAUAACGAGGUACUUGAUACAUGAUUUGUUGCCAAAGUUAAAAUGCUUACGUGAGUUGCGUUUGUGUGGUAUUGGUAUAAUUGAACUACCAGAUUCCAUUGGAGAUCUAAAGCAUUUGCGGUAUCUUGAUGUAUCCGGUUCUAGGAUUACAAGGUUACCUGACACAGUGGUAACUCUCUACAAUUUACAAGUCUUGUUUUUGAAAUUUUGUCAUCAACUUCAAAAGUUGCCUCUAAACAUGGGGAGGCUGGUGAACUUGCGCCAUUUUGACAUAACUGGCGUGCAUAUUCCACCAUCAGAAGAAAUGUCGCUACAUAUAGGUAAAUUAAUUAAUCUCCAAACAUUGUCAAAUUUUAUGGUGGGUAAAGAUUGUGGGCGUAAAAUAGGAGAGUUGAAAAACCUAUCACACAUUCGAGGGGCAAUACACAUAUCAAGACUGGAGAAUGUCAGUGGUGUUAAGGAUGCAAGAGAUGCCAAUUUAAUAUCUAAGGAGGAGUUAAAAGAGUUAUCACUAGAAUGGGAUGAAUCUCAUUGUUCACAGAAUGACAUAGUUGAGAGGGAUGUGCUUGACGUGAUGAGACCUUUCAAAUUGUUGGAAAGACUCACCAUCAGUGGGUAUGGCAGUACAAAAUUUCCAAACUGGGUUGGAGAUGUUUCGUUCUUCAAAAUGGAGUUCAUGCGAUUAAAAGGUAGCAAAUGUUGCACAUCUUUGCCACCACUUGGACAACUGCCCUUCCUUAAAAACCUUUACAUUGAAGGAAUGAUUGCAAUAAAGCGCCUGAGUUGUGAGUUCUAUGGGCAGCAGUGUGGUGCCAAACCCUUCCCCUCUCUAGAGAGACUGAGCUUUGAGUUUAUGCCAGAAUGGGAGGAUUGGUCUGCUUUUGAAACAGAGGGAGUUCAGCCGUUCAGUCAUCUCAGUGAGCUUUCCAUCAUAAAUUGUCCCAAACUUGUUGGAAGAUUACCAAAUGAUCUUCCUUGUCUCAAUUCUCUCAAAAUUGAUGGUUGUCCGCAAUUGUUGAUUGAUGUUUCGAGCCUCGUCCAGCCAUCACUUGCGUCCUUGCCGAUGAAUAAUGUUAUGCUCCCAAGCCUUCCAGCAUUCUUAGGCACGAAGAACACAAUUGAACUUGGUUCCCUCACCUUGGAUAUUAGACAUGUUACAGUUCUCGACUCCCUUUGUGAUCCAAGCACAGCUGAUGAAGAGUUACUAGCUAAUAAAAUGUCUAAGCAUUUGACUUCGAUAAUUGCUUUGAGCAUUUCCCAUGUUGAAAAGCUGGCGUUCCUACCGACAUGGUUUACUCAAGAUUUGAUGGGACUCGAGAAAUUGGACAUUCGUAACUGCCACGAACUCAUAACAUUGUGGCGGAAUAAGGUGAGAAUACAAGUAUGUCUCCCUUCCCUCUGCCAUUUGAAGAUUUCUCAUUGUCCCAAACUUGUUUGCUUGUUUGAAGAAGAGCAAGAAAAAAGAGGAGAAGAUUUGAAAAAGCAGCAACAUGAUGGGCUGCCUUGCAUGACGAGACUCGAGAAAUUGGACAUUGGUAACUGCCAAGAACUCAUGACAUUAUGGCAGAAUAAGGUGAGAAUAGAAGUAUGUCUCCCUUCCCUCUGCCAUUUGAAGAUUUCUCAUUGCCCCAAACUCAUUAGCUUGUUUGAAGAAGAGCAAGAAAAAGGAGAAGGUUUGAAGAAGCAGCAACAUGAGGGGCUGCCUUGCAUGACGAGACUCGAGUAUUUAACAAUUGAAGAGUGUGGAAUGCUGAAGAAACUGCCACAAGAUCUGCACACCUACGCAUCUCUUGGGGUGCUUAGAAUCCACGAUUGUGCAAGUCUCAUCUCUUUUCCAAUGAAGGGUUUACCAUCUAUGCUGAGAGAACUUAGGGUUACAAAGUGUGAUGCUUUGGAGUCCCUACCCGAGUUGAUGACACUCAAUAAUCUGCAAGAGUUGCGGGUUUCUAAAUGUGCAUCACUCACAUAUCUAUUGUCAAGAGGUGGGCUACCAUCCACACUAAAACAACUUGGGAUUGAGUUUUGUGAAAAUCUGGAGUCACUUUUUGCAGAGGAAGGGAUCAAAAUUGAUUGUCCAUCUCUUGAAACUAUUGAAAUUGGGUAUUGCAGGAGUCUCAAAUCUUUACCCGAAGCCAAUAAUCUCAGGAAUCUCAGCCAAUUUCAUAUAAGCUGCUGUGAGAAUCUGGAGCCCCUGUCACUUGGUGGUCGUGAUGAGAACAACAACAUCAACAUCAACAUCAACCAACACACUUCGCUUCAAGAUCUGUGUUUAGUUUAUUGCAGAGCUGGAAUUGAAUCCUACUUUGUCAAGGAAGGGAGUUUCCCCACCAACCUCAGUUCACUUGCAAUUGGGGAUAUCAGAGUGGAGGUCGGUCAACUUCCACUUCCACUUCUGCCUCCAUCUCCAUUAGAGUGGGGUUUGCACAAACUCUCUUCUCUUACCACACUCAAACUUGAAGGCGCAGCUUGGCCAUGGGGAGACACGGUGUCCUUUCCAGAAGAAGGGACGUUCCUGCCCACCUCUCUCAUCAAUUUGACCAUCAGGAAAUUCCCAAAUCUGGAAAGACUCUCUUAUGAGGAGUUUCAAAACCUCACCUCUCUCCAAAGACUUCAUAUCAUGUUUUGCCCUAGGCUCCCGUCUUUUCCAAAGGAAGGGUUGCCUCCCUCUCUUUUGCAUGUAUUGAUCUGCGAUUGUCCCAAGCUUACGACCUUUCCAGAACAAGGCUUCCCUCCCUCGCUUUUGUCACUGAGGAUCUAUGGAUGUAGUCGAAUACUGAAACAGAAGUGUGAAAAGGGCAAAGGCCAAUAUUGGCCAAUCAUCAAAUACAUUCCUGUAGUAGAUUUAGAUUAAGCAGCCAACUGCAAGGUGCCGAUGGAAAAAUAGCCCUAUUCACCACCAGCAAUCUAUACACAUUUCUGUAAGGGGCUUCAUUCAGAAUCUGAGCUAGACGAUGCCUCUUGAUCUUUCAUUUUUCCUGUACUACUGCUUCGAUUCCAGGUAAUUGGCAAGCAAAAUUUCUGUUGUCUUGAUUCAGUUUCAUUUCAAUAAAAUUAGAAUUAUGUAUUCCACUUUUGCAAUUUUAUGGACUUAGGUGGGACAAAAAAUUGUGUAUCCCACUUAUGCAGAACAUAUAGCAGUGCCAGAGACAACAUAAUGUAUCAUAUCCAUGGCAGCAUGGAAUAUAUUUUGGGAAAAUUAAUCUAUUACAUCAACAAAAAAAAAAAUGUUGACAUAUGAUGUAUUAGCUAGCUGCAUAAUGUUUGCAAUGGCUACAAAAUAAAUGGUUCAGUAAUUUGUAUUGGUUCAAGUUAUUUGUCCUGUUUUGAAAUGCCAAGACGAGAGCUAAUGAGUGGUUCCAUUUCACUUGGAAUGCUGAUAUUGUUUUUCAUCUGUUUCAUGAGUACAUUCGCCUACUCCACGAAAUACAGAUACACCUCCAUGAGCUUUGACAAUGUUGUUAACCCUAAAGAGGACAACUUCCUCAGUCUGUUACAAAUCUGCAGUUGCAGCUUGUAAAACUGUGCUUUUCAAUAUUUCUUCAAUGUUUUGUUGAAAAUUUAAAUAGAAAAAUGUACUGACUAUUGUAUUUGACUCUUUGUUCUCAGGGCUUUGUUGUUGUGGAAACAAACUUUAGGAUGUAUGCAUGCUCAUCGUCUAAACUGCAUUGCGAGUUUUUGCUCUUCUUCUCAAGCUUUUGAGGAUGCUUGAGACUCUACACAAGCAUAUGGAGGUUUGUCAUAGGAAGACUCAAAAAAAAAAAAAUGGUAGUGCAGGCAGAAAUACCCAUGCACAUCUGAGAAUUCCUUUGUCGUCAAAGGCAAUAGAUUCUGUGUGCAAUCUGCAAGAAACUAAUUGAAGGGAUUUGAAUGCCUGUUUUGUGAUGAUUUGGAAAGUUAGAUGGAUUCCAUGCUGAUGCUAAAGUUUGCUCUCUUGCUGACGAAAGCACUGGUGUCUGGAAUGGAAUGAAGCUCUCAUCAGAUAGGGCUUUUUGGAUUUUGAAGCUGAGUUGAUAUGUAAAAGCCCUUUUUGCCCAAGCCUUGCUGAUGACAUACUGGUUUGGCACUUUACUAAAAAUGGCCUUCUUUUUUCUGUUAAUCAGCAUAUCAUUGGGAGAUGGAUUUGCAAAGAACAGAAACAUGGGUCACCUCUUCAGAUGGUGAGCAGCAGCUUGUAGACCACCUAAAAAGGAAUGAGUUUUGCAAGGGCAUUUGGGAAGAAGAUUUGGCUGCUGAAAGUUCUGAAUAAAGUGAAAAUCUUUAGAUGGAAAAUCUGUUCGAAUAUCCUUCCUGUUCAGUGAAACUUGAGAGGUGCAAAGUAAUUCAACUUGAUGACUGCUAACUUGUACAUUAGCAGAAAAUUAAUGCUGUUUUUGGUGGUUUGAGUCAGCUUACAAUGUGAUUGACCUUUUUAAGUCUCUUGACACAUCUUCAUUUGUAGAUCUGCUUAGAUGGCUGAUUUGUUAUAAUUUGACUUUCUUCUAGUCUAAGCCACAGGGGCCUAAUUCAGUGUUCACAUGUAUUCACUUUCCAAGAGCAUUCUUGAGAGAGUAUGUUUUGUUAAUUGCUUAUAUAAAUGAUGUAGAAGCACAAUUACUUGAACAAAGUUCUGAUCCUGUAUUCAA
Molecule: messenger RNA, 6398 nt
Organism: Camellia sinensis
Lineage: Eukaryota; Viridiplantae; Streptophyta; Magnoliopsida; Ericales; Theaceae
Source: RefSeq, a predicted model, not a curated record